Molecule: messenger RNA, 1302 nt
Organism: Drosophila subpulchrella
Lineage: Eukaryota; Metazoa; Arthropoda; Insecta; Diptera; Drosophilidae
Gene: Cpr76Bc
Exons: 3
Coding region: 1-1302 (433 amino acids)
Cellular component (GO): extracellular matrix
Source: RefSeq, a predicted model, not a curated record
AUGCGAUUCUAUAUAACGACCCAUUUGCCGCCGCCGCCGCCCCUUCUGCCGGCCAUCCUGCUCGCUCUGCUCUGCCUGGGGACACGCCCCCCGCCCACCGAGGCUGUUCGGGGCGGGGCACCCGUCGUGGUCGCCGAUGACGAUGACGAAACCAUGGAGUACGCCCCGCAAUAUGAGCAUCCGGGCUAUGCCUUCAGCUACGGGGUCAAGGACCUCCACACGGGGGAUGUGAAGUCCCAGUGGGAGUCCCGCGACGAGGACGGGGUCAAGGGUCACUACAGCAUAUUGGAGCCAGAUGGCUCCAUACGAACGGUUCACUAUACGGCCGAUGCCAAGAAGGGGUUUAAUGCGAUUGUCAAGACAGUGGGCGCCAAUUCGCAUCCGAUCACAGAGACCCCGGAGGGCAGCAACCACGUGAACGAUGACACCUCGCAGUCGAAGAUCAACCACUACAGCAAGGACCAGGAGCACAUUGUCCUGAGCUCGGACAUCAAGCCGCUGAAGAAGCCCAUCGAGGAUCUGACCCACUCGCACCCGAAGAUCCCCAGCUUGAUCGAGAUCAAGCCGCAUGCUAGGAUCAAGCAGGUGCCCAUGGACGUGGAUCCGGGGAUCAGGGAACGUCUGCAGCAGGCCAGGGACACCUACUAUAAGCAGAUAGCCGCUGCCCAUAAGUUGGAGGACUAUUCGCAGAAGCUGCAGCCCACCUAUGCGGUGCAAGAGGGCGACUGGAAGGCGGUGAUCGUGAAUGAGCCCAAGGAGUAUCGACCCCACUACACCACAGGGUCGCCUGCUCACCUCCACCACGGCUACUACGACCACUAUAAGCCCAAGGAGAUUCCCCACAACUAUAUACACAAGCCCUCCGUACCGCAGCAGUCCCUCCACACAAGUUUCUCCCCCUCAAAGCCCAGAGUUAGUAUCCCCGAAGGCCUCUCCAAUCACAUCCACCAGAAGAAGGUGGUCCACACCACACCAGGCUUGAAGCACUAUAAGUACAAGGGGGUGUCCAAGUCCUACUCGCGACCCGAUUACUCCAGUUACUUCCACCGCAAGCCCAAGAAGCUGCGCCCCCUGCACCCCAAGCCGAAGCCUCGUGUCAAGAGACCCGAAGGUUCUGGUCCCGUCCUCUUUCCGAAGAUCCUGGAGGAGGAGUUCGAGGACUAUGAUGAGGACGAGCAGGGGGCGGCGUCGGCCACUCUGGUCCAGAACAUGGUGCGCAAGGACAAGAAGCACAUGGUUCCCAUGUACGCGGGCGGACAUAACUUCGAUUCGGGCAGCUACCGCACCUUGGAGGGUGUCUAG